AUGGGUUCUCGAUUUCCCUCUCAUAAGUUGAGCAGUGGCCUUUAUGUGUCGGGCAGGCCCGAACAGCCAAAAGAGAAGACUCCAACAAUGAGCUCUGUGGCGAUGCCUUACACUGGCGGUGAUAUAAAAAAAUCCGGUGAACUUGGUAAAAUGUUUGAUAUUCCUACAGAUGGAUCAAGAUCCCGAAAAUCCGGGCCCAUAACCGGUGCUCCCUCAAGGACGGGCUCUUUUGGUGGUGCCCAUUCUAACUCAGGCCAAUUGAACUCCGUGGGUCGUGGCCCGGCUGUUGGGUCAGCCUCAAUGAAGAAGACGAAUUCGGGUCCACUCAAUAAACAUGGCGAGCCAUUGAAGAAAUCUUCAGGCCCACAGGGAGGUGGGACCGCCGUUUCUCGCCAGAAUUCCGGCCCUCUCCCACCGGUUCUGCCGACUACUGGCCUCAUUACAUCUGGGCCUAUCACAUCGGGCCCGCUGAACUCGUCCGGCGCCCCUCGGAAGGUAUCUGGCCCGAUGGAGUCAAUGGGCUCUAUGAAGAUGCACAAUGCUCCUAUAGUUAAAAACCAGGCUGUUACUUACCUUGGCCAGGAUGUUGAGUAUUCUUUCCGUAAGAGCUUCCCUAGGCCGAUCCUUUGGGCUAUCAUUCUUAUAUUUGUCAUGGGAUUUAUUGCUGGUGGUUUUAUACUUGGAGCUGUCCGAAAUCCUAUUCUGCUUGUGGCCGUUGUUGUACUUUUUGCUUUGGUGGCCACUGUGUUUACCUGGAACACUUGUUGGGGAAGAAGGGCUAUUACUGGUUAUAUAGCUAGUUAUCCAGAUGCUGAGCUGAGAACUGCUAAGGAUGGCCAAUUUGUCAAAGUUUCCGGGGUUGUCACAUGUGGAAAUGUUCCCCUUGAGUCAUCAUUCCAAAAAGUUCCCCGAUGUGUUUAUACAUCGACAAGCUUGUAUGAGUACAGGGGAUGGGAAUCCAAAGCCGCAAACCCGACUCAUCGCCGCUUUACAUGGGGUCUUCGUACAUUGGAGAAGCACAUUGUUGAUUUCUAUAUUUCGGACUUCCAAUCUGGGUUGAGGGCAUUGGUGAAAACUGGGUAUGGUGCAAGAGUGACACCGUACGUGGAUGAAUCUGUGGUGGUCGACAUUAACCCGUCCAACAAGGAUAUGUCUCCUGAUUUUGUUAGGUGGUUGGGAGAGAGGAACCUCUCGAGUGAUGACCGCGUAAUGAGACUCAAAGAAGGGUACAUUAAAGAAGGCAGCACUGUGAGUGUAAUGGGAGUCGUGCAAAGGAAUGAGAACGUGUUAAUGAUUGUACCCCCACCCGAGCCAUUCUCGACCGGAUGUCAGUGGAGUAAAUGCAUACUUCCUGCGAGUCUCGAAGGCAUUGUUCUGAGUUGUGAGGACACUUCAAAGAUUGAUGUCAUACCAGUUUAG
Striga hermonthica is the source of this 1419-nucleotide messenger RNA. NCBI's taxonomy places the organism in Eukaryota, Viridiplantae, Streptophyta, Magnoliopsida, Lamiales, Orobanchaceae. The record is from the annotation of a GenBank genome assembly.